ACUUUUUAACGCUUAUUACUUACACCCAUUCUUGACAUGGCUGACCAAGGAAUUAGCAAACAGCUCGCAAAAGUGAAGCACAUUAUCUUGGUGCUUUCUGGUAAAGGCGGAGUAGGCAAAUCGUCUGUUACAACACAACUUUCUCUUGGGCUUGUGCACCAAGGAUUCAAGGUCGGUGUCUUGGACGUUGAUCUAACUGGCCCUAGCAUUCCUCGCAUGCUUGGCUUGGACGGCAAACAGGUUCACCAAGCUUCUAAUGGUUGGGUGCCAGUCUAUGCAGAUGAAAAGCAACGACUUUGCUGUAUGUCAAUUGGAUUCCUUUUGCAAAACAAGAACGACUCAGUCGUAUGGCGUGGACCUAAGAAGAAUGCAAUGAUCAAGCAAUUCUUGCAGGAUGUAUGUUGGGGAGAGCUGGAUUACUUGAUUAUCGACACACCACCUGGAACAUCAGAUGAACAUAUAUCUGUUGUUGAAUUUCUGAAGGCGUUCAAUCCAGAUGGUGCAGUUAUUGUUACAACCCCUCAGGGCGUAGCACUUGCAGAUGUCCGUAAGGAACUUUCUUUCUGUAAGAAAGUUGAACUUCCUAUUCUCGGUGUUGUGGAAAAUAUGAGUGGUUUUGUCUGCCCACACUGCGCAGAAUGCACCAAUGUAUUUUCUUCGGGAGGCGGUGAAUCUAUGGCCAAGGACUAUGGUAUUCCAUUCCUCGGUAGGGUUCCAAUCGAUCCUGCAUUUACGAGUAUGGUGGAAGCAGAAGGAGAUGGCUCUUAUGUCAAUAAGUUUGAAACAUCCAACCUAUUUCCUACUUUCCAAAAAAUCACAGAGCAACUGACUGCACAGCACACGAAAUAAUUAUCGUUUCUUCUUUUCAACAUAUAAACAAUUUGAAUUCUAUGGUAGGAUUUCCCUUUUGUAAAUUACAGCAGCUUCUAGAAAUUAUACAGCCAAUAAUAAAAGAAAAAAAAAUAUAUGAUAUGACAGAUAACAGCAAGUGGCAUUACGCCAAUCGAGAGACAUCCAAUCCCCAAUCUGAUUCCAGGUGGUCAAGGAUGGCGGGAAUACUUGAUAAGAUGUUGAAAGUUUUGCGCUCACUGUUGCUCAUAAUAUCUUCCAUCAUGUACAUCAAGUGAUGGUGGAAGAUAAAGUGAUUUGUACCGUACCCGAGUGCCAUAUGGACAUAGCU
Messenger RNA from Umbelopsis ramanniana AG, 1180 nucleotides. RefSeq lists its product as uncharacterized. The coding region runs from base 37 to 849 and encodes 270 amino acids. The record is from RefSeq and is a predicted model, not a curated record. The transcript is spliced from 4 exons. Gene Ontology annotation, cellular component: cytosol. Gene Ontology annotation, biological process: iron-sulfur cluster assembly. Lineage: Eukaryota; Fungi; Mucoromycota; Umbelopsidomycetes; Umbelopsidales; Umbelopsidaceae. Gene Ontology annotation, molecular function: ATP-dependent FeS chaperone activity; ATP binding; 4 iron, 4 sulfur cluster binding.